Molecule: messenger RNA, 3636 nt
Organism: Anopheles coustani
Lineage: Eukaryota; Metazoa; Arthropoda; Insecta; Diptera; Culicidae
Exons: 3
Coding region: 1-3636 (1211 amino acids)
Source: RefSeq, a predicted model, not a curated record
AUGCCAAGAGUAACGCGAACACCGAAACCCACAUCGAAACCCGAGCAUGCGGAGAACCCGACAAAUCCAGAAGCUUCAGGAAGCAGUAUGAUCGUGGGCGCAGACACGGUUUCGGCGAAGCACGUGCGUACGCCGAUUAUCGAUUCUCCUGGAGCGUCAGUGUGCACCAUGGAUAAAGGAGGAAAGCCAACAAGUGAGCCAUUGUGUGGUAUAGUAGCCAUAGAAAGUUCGGGAAACAUAACCACAGCGGCAACCACAGAAGAGGUUAUGGCGAAGCACGUGCGUGAGCCGAAAGUUCCUGGUACGUCAGUGUGUGCCACGGAACAAAAAGAUAUGUUGAUAGGUGAGCGAUCUGGAAAUAUUGUUCUCGCAAAGGCCAUCAAGUCGGAGCGGGCCAUGUCUGCGCUUUCCUCCCAUAGUUCGCAAGCGUCAUCAGUGCGUGUUCGUGAGCUGGAGCUUUCGUUGAGGAAAUUGGAAGAAGAAAAAAACAUCGAGCAGGCAUAUAUUGCAAAAAAGUAUGCGUUAUUGUCCCUAGCAGCAGAACAAGACCAGGAUGGCUGCUCCCUCUACAGCCGAUCCAGUAAGACUAGUAGCCGCCAAACUAGUGCAGAGGGUCCAAUUAAGCAAAGCCAUGCUCCGUCGGGGUCGCAUACGAUCGCCGAAUCUAAAAAACACUCUGGGCUGAAUAAGGAGAAAGUAGCAGCACGUAAGGCAAUUUCCCGAGAACUUCCAAAAUUCGAUGGGAACGCUGAAAAUUGGCCGCUAUUCAUUGCAACCUACAACCGCACCACUGAAAUGUGUGGCUUUACCGAGGAGGAGAAUUUGAUACGGUUGCAAAACGGCCUCAUCGGGAAAGCGCUGGAAGCUGUGCGCAGUCUGUUGAUGUACCCAAGCAACAAUGCCCGGAUAAUAAAUACAUUGAGAGUGUUAUACGGACAGCCCGAGCGUAUAAUCCAUCAACUGACUUUGAAGAUAGGCGCUCUUCCCACCCCCAAAGAAGACAGACUGGAAACACUAGUGGAUUUUGCGGUGGCAGUGCAAAAUUACUGUGCAACUGUGGAGGCGUGCGACAUUCCGGACUACCUAUACAAUGUUACACUACUGCACCAGUUAGUCGGAAAGCUUCCCCUCACAGUAAAGCUCCAGUGGGCACAACAUAAAGCCACUUUACCCGAAGCUAACCUCUCGUCUUUUAGUGACUGGUUGUUCACUUUAGCCGAAGCGGUUAGUGGCGUUAUAAUACCGUCGACAACGGAGAUGGAUCAGAAGAAGCCGAGCGUGCCCCAGAUGUCUGACAGACGAGGCAGGCGAGUAAACUCGCACACUGUAGACAUACCUAGACGACGGACUACCGAAACAGGACAAUGUUGUGUCGUUUGCAAUAAGAACUGCAAGUUAUUAACCGAAUGCAAAACUUUUCAGCAAAUGACACGUCAGGAGCGUUGGGAGGUGGUGAACCGGAACGCGCUUUGUAGGAGUUGCCUGCAGCAAUACAAAGGCCCACCCGAAGCGUGCUGCAGUUUUCAACUGUGUGGAAAACACGGAUGCGUGCGGAAACAUCACCAGCUGCUACACAACGAGCAUCAACGAACCAACCCGUCGUUGCAACAGCCUCGCAUCGAUCCAAAUCUAAACGUGUCCCACAACACCCACCUAUCGGUAUCCGGGUCGGUGUUGUUGAAAUACGUACCAAUAACGGUUGUAGGUGCGGGGAAGCAGAUCGAUACGUUUGCACUCCUGGACGAAGGAUCGGAAUUAACGCUCAUCGAUCAAGCGUUAGUCGACGAGAUGGAACUGAAUGGAAAGCUCAACCCGCUCAGCGUCAAGUGGUCCGAUGGCACGAUCAGGACGGAACCAAAGUCGCAAAUGGUAAACGUUCAGAUUGUUGCUGCAGGGCGAAAGUUCACUUUGAAGAAGGCUAGAACAGUAGCUCAUCUCAAGCUCACACCUCAGACCGCAAAUAUGACUCAUCUGGCUGAUCGAUACCAACAUCUUAAAGGCUUGCCGUUAGUGUCUUACGAGAAUGCUACACCGCGGAUACUCAUUGGUGCGAGUCAUCCCCAAAUAGCAGCAGCACGCAAAAUAAAAGAAGGACGCUACGGGGAGCCACUAGCAGCAAAAACGAGCCUAGGCUGGACAGUAUACGGUCCAGUAGGAGGUAACGCGGGUGAAUCAUCGAGUCCACCAUCAUUAUACAUUCAUCGCUAUGAGGACAACGUAGACGCAGAUAUGCACCGUGCCCUGUUGGAGUAUUUCUCGCUAGAAAAUAUGGGCGUGACAAAACCUGCAAAACCGCUGAUGGCCGCCGAUGAUGAGCGCGCGAUGAACAUUCUUCAAACCCGCACCAGUUUCAACGGAACGCGUUAUGAGACAGGACUACUCUGGCGUUUUGAUAACGUUAACUUGCCACCAAACAAAGAUAUGGCGCUGCGCAGACAUCGAAACCUAGAGAGACGUAUGGAAAAGGACCCAGAGCUUGCUCGUGUGCUCAAGCAAACCAUAGCGGAUUAUUGUCGGAAGGACUACAUACGUGAACUUUCCACAAUCGAACAAGCAGAUGUCAAGUGGUACCUUCCCAUUUUUCCCGUCGUUAACCCUAACAAACCUGGGAAAGUCAGAAUAGUGUGGGAUGCAGCUGCCAAAACUCACCAAGGGCUAUCCCUGAAUUCUAUGUUAUUGAAAGGACCUGAUCUCGUCACUCCAUUGUUCGACAUCCUACUUCGUUUCCGGGUUCAUCGCAUUGGCAUAGCCGGAGAUAUCCGCGAGAUGUUCCAUCAAAUUGGCAUCAUCGACGAGGACCAACGGUACCAGUGUUUUUUGUGGACAAAGGACGAUGGGAAACCAGCAGUGUACGCAAUGAAAGUCAUGACCUUUGGAGCUUGCUGCUCGCCAUGUACGGCACAAUACAUCAAGAACCUCAACGCAGAUCAGUAUCAAGCUAGUCAUCCAGAGGCCUGGAGUGCUAUCGUAAAGUCUCAUUACGUGGAUGACUUGCUGAUAAGUGUUAAAACGGAGGCAGAGGCGGCGAAGCUGAUCAACGACGUAGGCCUGGUACAUGCAGCAGGGGGUUUUGAGAUCAGGAAUUGGAUCUCAAACUCCACAGAGGUCAUAUCAGCGGUUCAAAAGAGCAGUCCCGUCAACAAAUAUCUAGAUCUUUCCUCAGAACCAUCGAUGGAAAAAGUAUUGGGAAUGUGGUGGGACAUCCAGAGCGACAUGCUCACCUAUAAAACGAGCGCAUUGUACAAACUUCUUCCGUGGAUCGAUCGGAAUGGCGUCAUGCGUAUGAGAACCAGAAUCACAGCGUAUAGCUAUGCCACCGAAGAAGCUAAAAACCCGAUUAUCCUACCCAGCAAACAUCACGUCACAGAUUUGCUCGUAGCGUACUUCCAUCAGAGCUACCAUCAUCAGAACAUCGAGACGGUCAUCAACGAAAUUCGUCAAAAAUAUCAAAUCAGUCACUUGCGUUCACGUCUUUCUACGAUCCGGAGCAAAUGUCAACAAUGUAAAAAUGAGAGAGCAGUGCCAAAGCCACCGAUGAUGAGCGAUUUACCACCCGGUCGACUAGCUGCAUUUUCCCCGCCAUUUACGCACACCGGCGUCGAUUAUUUUGGACCAAUCGAGUUGACCAGUUGUUAG